AUGUCCAAAGGCUCAACCUCAUCCCAACCAAACGAACGUCCUCCUGCUCCACCAGGGCCUAAAAAUUUUGUUGAAUGGUAUCUUCUUUCAUACAACCAAGUCUCUUUUCUCGGCUGGUUUUGGAUCUUGUACUUGACCGUCUCUGAACUAUACCAGAAACAAGGUGAUUACCAAGGCGUGUUUGACCUCGUCUGGCCUUCGCUUAGCUAUGUUCAAACAGCUGCUUUAUUCGAGGUUCUCCAUAGUGUCUUGGGCUUUGUAAGAGCACCCAUUAUGACUACCUUGAUGCAAGUUGCUUCUCGUUUAUUCCUCGUCUGGGGAGUCAACUACUUUGUUCCCGAAAUUCAUACACACUGGUCCUUCUCAACCAUGGUCAUCGCUUGGUCCAUUGCUGAAUGUACGCGAUACGCAUUCUAUAUCUUCCACCUCUCAGGCGGAGGUGUACCCGGUUUGAUCUCUUGGGCGCGAUACAACUUCUUCCUUGUCCUCUAUCCCCUUGGCGUAUUUUCUGAAAUGAUGAUGGUUUAUCAAGCCUUACCUUAUGCCAAGGCAAUUCACCCAGCUUAUUACUUUGGUCUCAUUGCUGUUGCUCUUAUUUAUAUUCCAGGUUUCCCUGUCUUGUUUUCGCACAUGCUAGCUCAGCGUAGAAAAUAUGCAAGAGGUGAUUUAAAAAAGAAGCAAUAA
This is a messenger RNA of Rhizopus microsporus ATCC 52813, 684 nucleotides long. Its product is annotated as protein tyrosine phosphatase. The transcript is spliced from 4 exons. Lineage: Eukaryota; Fungi; Mucoromycota; Mucoromycetes; Mucorales; Rhizopodaceae. Gene Ontology annotation, biological process: sphingolipid biosynthetic process; fatty acid elongation; very long-chain fatty acid biosynthetic process. The coding region runs from base 1 to 684 and encodes 227 amino acids. Gene Ontology annotation, cellular component: endoplasmic reticulum membrane. The record is from RefSeq and is a predicted model, not a curated record. Gene Ontology annotation, molecular function: 3-hydroxyacyl-CoA dehydratase activity.